CCCCCGUUAAGACAUAUGGUGCCGAGUCUCUCUGCACAUGCUCAGGUCUGGGGAGAACAGAUAUAGUGAAUGCAGGGUCCUGGGAGAGCAGAUAUAGUGAAUGCAGGGUCCGGGGAGAACAGAUAUAGUGAAUGCGGGGUCCAGGGAGAGCGGAUAUAGUGAAUGCGGGGUCCGGGGAGAGCGGAUAUAGUGAAUGCAGGGUCCAGGGAGAGCGGAUAUAGUGAAUGCAGGGGUCCGGGGAGACCAGAUAUAGUGAAUGCAGGGUCCGGGAAGACCAGAUAUAGUGAAUGCAGGGUCCGGGGAGACCAGAUAUAGUGAAUGCAGGGUCCGGGGAGACCA
Staurois parvus is the source of this 339-nucleotide messenger RNA. NCBI's taxonomy places the organism in Eukaryota, Metazoa, Chordata, Amphibia, Anura, Ranidae. The record is from the annotation of a GenBank genome assembly.